Galdieria sulphuraria is the source of this 1945-nucleotide messenger RNA. RefSeq lists its product as uncharacterized. The transcript is spliced from 8 exons. NCBI's taxonomy places the organism in Eukaryota, Rhodophyta, Bangiophyceae, Galdieriales, Galdieriaceae. The record is from RefSeq and is a predicted model, not a curated record. The coding region runs from base 28 to 1920 and encodes 630 amino acids.
AUUCAUUUGAGUCUUAACGAAAUAGACAUGGAACGUGAUAGCGAGUCUUCUCCUCAAGAAAGUUGUCCAAUACCAACAGAAAUGGAAUGUUUCAAGGAGCAAAUGAAAGAACUGAAUAAAAGAAUCAACUCUCUUUUUCAGUCAGAGGAACAGCUUAGAAACAGACUACAAAAAGUUGCAAACGAAGCUGAAAAUACUAGACAGAAUUGUUUGUCUAAAAAGAAAUGGCAAGGUUCAUAUCCGACAAGAGGAAAGGAGAAUUCAGGUGGGCAAGUGGAUGCAGAGUAUGCAAAGGAAGUUGUUUCAAAAUUGCUUGGAGAGAUGAAUAAGCUGCGAGCAUAUUGGAUGCAAGAAAUGCAGUUGCGUCAUUGUUGUCAAAAUGAAUUGUUAGAGUAUAAAAACUUGGCUGCCGGAAUGGAUGCGUCUUCAGUCAGGACCUCUGAAGUACUGGAAUAUUACAAAGAACAAGCAACAAGGUAUAAACAAACUCUAUUAUCGACAACAAAAUGGUGCAUAUGGGCAGUCAGUGAAACAGCAGAGAAAAUGAACACAAUGGUACAAGCUUCUAACCAUUUGAAAAAUUUCAAUGCUACAACUGAUCGUAUUCAAAUCAAACUGAAAGUUCUCUAUGAGAGAAAUAAUGAGCAAACACAACGUCAGAAUGAAAGACUGCAGAGAAGUCUACAAGAUAGCAACAACCAAUUGAGCGAAAAAUUGGACGCAGUACGAAAUGAAAUCCAAUGGAUGACCAAGGCACUUGUCAAUCCCAGUGAACAGAGAAAUGAAGAAUUGAAACAAUGGCUCCAAGGAGUGAAACAGGAGAUUCGAGAUCAACUGAAAGGAAUAGCAGAGAUGGACAAGGGAACUGGCACCAAUCAGGAAAGUUUGAAACUACUUGAGGAUUUGAAAGACAUCGGACUUCAACUGCAAAAUAUUGGCAACAAAAUGGAGAUUGAGAAAGGAAAUGGAAAACGAUUGGCUGAAGUAAAAACAAAUUCAAACAGCCGUAACUUCAAACUCAUCAAAUGGAGCAACAUAGAAUCCCUUCAACCGAAUUAUUGCCCUUUUAGUGUCGACAAACUAUCAGAGACUACAAUAGUCUCUAUACCACCUCACAUGGACGCAAAUAAAUUCUCUGUUGAACCGGAUGCAAAAGAACCGCAGAAAAUCAACAAUUCUUCAGCUUGGAAAGUCUUCAAAAUUCAAAGUAAUCGUCGAGUUGGAGCAAUACAUACAAGAUUUCAGGUCGACCAAGACAACAGUAUUCGUACGUCUCACAAUGAUACCAGCAGUGGGUUUCCCACGGAGGUGAAUAAAGUCCCGUAUCCUAAAAGCUCGCAUAAUCGCAAAAAAGCUCCCAACCGGAGCAAAACUACGAAAGGUUCCAAGAAACAAGCUUCUAAAGGUGAAUCCAGUGCAAAUGAACUCCUCAGAAUAGCUACCAAAGACAAAAUCGAAGCUGCAGUUGUUACAACAAAACAAGGAAACUGUGAUAAUCUGGCGAAAGAACAAGAUUUGCAAACUUGCAAUCAAAUCGAAACGGUAACAAGUUCAUCACGACAAGGCGAAGAAGUGUAUCGAACUUUGCAGAAGAACGAUAGUAAAGAACAAGAAACCAGACAAAAGAAACAAGUCAAAACAAAGGGCACUGCGCAACAAAAGUUAGAAGCGGCUGAACAAAGAAAGAACUGUAUGUUCACCAAUAUUCUGAGUAGUUCAACAGAUGCACAACAAGUUUCGAAGAUAGUUGAUGAGGAAACUGCUCUCAAACAAGAAGCUCAUAGCAACCAUCGAAUCGCUCGCAGUUCAAAAUGCUUUGGAAAGAAAAGAAAAAGUUCUAUCAUUGAUGAAUAUGAACUUACAGCAGAAACUUGUUCUCAAAAGCUGCCUCUUUCGUUCUUUCAAAGCUUACAAAUUUAGAGACCAUUCCAUGAUGACAAGACUU